Molecule: messenger RNA, 210 nt
Organism: Lachancea sp. 'fantastica'
Lineage: Eukaryota; Fungi; Ascomycota; Saccharomycetes; Saccharomycetales; Saccharomycetaceae
Source: the annotation of a GenBank genome assembly
AUGUCACUGUCUAACGAGUCUAAAAAACUUGGUAACGAUGCUGGUGAUUCGAAAACUGAAAAUAGCGAACAGAUAGUCACGGUUUUCGAUCUGGCGACCGAAAUUGAACAUUCGUUGCAAAAAUUGAUAGAAGACGUCAAAAGCAACGAUCGCGAAUUCCAGGAACAGUUUGAAUCUAUUCAGAAAGGAUUGAAAAGUCUUGAGAAAUAA